AUGUCUAAUUUUGCAUAUGCUACCCUUUUAACAGGUGAAUCGUAUUUACCAGGUGUCUUGACUUUGGGUCAAAAAUUAAAGGAAUUAGGAACCAAACACAAAUUGAUUGUUUUGUUAGAUUCCAGCUCAAUUUCUGAAGAAAAUAAGGAAGUUAUCCAAUCCAUUUAUGAUGAAAUCAUUCCAAUUGACGAAGAAGUCAUUUCUGCCCCAUUGGAAAAGGUUCAAGAAAAGUUGGACCGUUCUGAAUUGUCCAUUACAUUUUCCAAGAUUUUGUUGUGGAAUUUGACUCAAUUUGACGAAUUAGUUUACCUUGACGCUGACGUGUUGCCUUUGCAAAACUUGGAUGAACUUUUUGAAUCGUUUGAAUUAAAAUCCGGUGAAAUUGCCGCCUCUCCAGACUCCGGAUGGCCAGAUAUUUUCAAUUCCGGUGUUUUGAAAAUCAAGCCAAGCACAGAAACUUUUGAAAAAUUGAUUGAAUUUUCUUCUCAACCAGAAAACACUUUUGAUGGGGCUGAUCAAGGGUUACUUAACGAAUUCUUUGGUGGUAACAACUGGGUCAGAUUGCCUUAUUUAUUCAACGUUACUCCAAACUACCGUCAAGACUAUCAAUAUCUUCCUGCAUUCCAUCGUUUCUUCAACCAAAUUAGAAUCUUGCAUUAUAUUGGUGCCGUUAAACCAUGGCAUUACGGAGACAUUUUGUCCAGUGAUUUAGCCAAUUUCCAUCAAUAUUGGUGGGAUGACUUUAACAGGUUUUUUGGUGAAGAUGCCCAUUUGAAAUAUAAAUUGUUGAAUUUACCUCGUGGUGAAGCUUCCAACUUGAAAUUCGGUAAACAAAAGAAUGCUUGGGAUGUUGAUUUUGUCACUGGUGGUUCCAGUGAACCUACUCGUGAAUCUCACUCUCCAGUUUUCCCUUGGGAACAUCGUGAAGAAAAGAGAGAAGCUACUCGUGUUUUCCACCCAACCACUCCACCAUCAGGCGAAGUUGAAGAAGGUUCCAGUGAAGCCGUUGAGGAAGAUUUAAAGAAAAACAUUGAAGCCUUGGGUGAUGUGAAAGUUUCUAAGGAUACUGAAAAAAAGAGUGAACCUUUACUGAAGAACUACGGUUUUGAAAAAGAAGGUGACAAGAACUUUAAUCCAGAAAAAUCAUUAGCUGAAGUUGCCAAAUUACCUUUCAAGUUCUUCUCCAAAGCUAGAGGAAAGAAGGAAGAAAAGUAA
Messenger RNA from Spathaspora passalidarum NRRL Y-27907, 1215 nucleotides. RefSeq names its product Glg2p (gene GLG2). Gene Ontology annotation, cellular component: cytoplasm. The transcript has a single exon. NCBI's taxonomy places the organism in Eukaryota, Fungi, Ascomycota, Pichiomycetes, Serinales, Debaryomycetaceae. Gene Ontology annotation, molecular function: glycosyltransferase activity. The record is from RefSeq and is a predicted model, not a curated record. The coding region runs from base 1 to 1215 and encodes 404 amino acids.